UUUUAUUUUUGGAUUCUAACAGCAUAUGCACCAGAAGAAAAUUUCCAAAGGCUGCUAUGGGAAUCUGUGCAUCUGUUGCAUCUGAAAUACAUGAUGAAGCAUAUGGCCAAGAAAAUGCUGUAUGCUACACAGAAAUCGGUAAUACUAAUGGAGUACAAGUAAUUGGUUCUACUUAUUCUCAUCCAGGAAGCAAAGGGUUGAACCAAGAUUCUGCAAUUCUCAUUCAGGGAUAUGGAAUUGAAAAUGGAGCUUUUUGUGGAGUUUUUGAUGGACAUGGCAAAAAUGGUCAUAUUGUGAGUAAGUUAGUGAGAAACCGAUUGCCAUCAUUGCUUCUUAACCAGAGAAAUGCCAUAGCAAAGAUCAGUGCGUCAGCAUUAAACACAUCUUCUUCUAAACAAGGUGAAAAGGUGAAUGGUGAAUCAACACCAAGCAAGAAUUUCAUGAAAUGGAAAGAGGCUGGUUUGAGUGCUUAUAAAGUGAUGGACAAGGAACUUAAGCUUCUCGACAAAUUUGACUUCUCUUGCAGUGGAACUACUGCUGUUGUCGUCAUGAAACAGGGGGAAGAUCUUGUUAUUGCAAAUCUCGGUGAUUCCAGAGCAGUUUUGGGAACAAAUUCUCCUGAAGGAAUCAAGGCAGUUCAAUUAACUACUGAUUUCAAACCUGACGUGCCUGAGGAGGCUGAGAGAAUUAGGAAGUGCAAGGGAAGGGUGCUAGCACUAAAAGAAGAACCACACAUUCAAAGAGUUUGGCUACCCAAUGAGGACUCUCCUGGCCUGGCCAUGUCUCGAGCUUUUGGUGACUUUUUACUCAAGUACCACGGCAUAAUCUCCAUCCCCGAUAUCUCCUAUCACCAUAUAUCUCCAAAUGAUCAGUUUCUUGUUCUGGCUACUGAUGGGGUGUGGGAUGUGCUUAACAAUGAUCAAGUCAUAUCCAUAGUGGCCUCAGCCAAUGACGAAGAGGCUGCAGCAAAAGCAGUGGUGGAUGCCUCGACUGCUGCUUGGAAACGCAAGUUUCCAAACUCGAAAAUAGAUGACUGUACAGUUAUCUGCCUGUUCUUGCAAAAGAGAAUCAACAUGUCAUGCAGCUGAAUAUUUCAGAGCUGCAAAAAAAAAAUACCUCAAUUUGAUCAUGUUACUCUACGAUAUGUGCAAAAAAUGCAACCAAGGUGGCUCAUCUAGGAUUGAGGAGUGGGAAAACCAGAGGAUUGAAGUACACAAGUUUUUUUCAUAUAGAAAGCUGUGAAUGGCAGUGGUUGUUGGUGUUCUAAUAUUUCUAGUAGUUCUGUUUUUGUUCAAUGGGUAUUGUACCUUGUGAAAAUCAAAUCAAAGCAGCAUAAAGAAUGAUUUAUGACUAAAAAGCUCA
Messenger RNA from Olea europaea var. sylvestris, 1362 nucleotides. Its product is annotated as probable protein phosphatase 2C 72. Gene Ontology annotation, biological process: protein dephosphorylation. The record is from RefSeq and is a predicted model, not a curated record. Gene Ontology annotation, molecular function: protein serine/threonine phosphatase activity. The transcript has 5 exons. NCBI's taxonomy places the organism in Eukaryota, Viridiplantae, Streptophyta, Magnoliopsida, Lamiales, Oleaceae. Bases 57 to 1088 code for a protein of 343 amino acids.